Messenger RNA from Orcinus orca (killer whale), 1475 nucleotides. It is a transcript of the gene EIF3I, whose product is annotated as eukaryotic translation initiation factor 3 subunit I. The record is from RefSeq and is a predicted model, not a curated record. Gene Ontology annotation, biological process: cytoplasmic translational initiation. The coding region runs from base 103 to 1080 and encodes 325 amino acids. NCBI's taxonomy places the organism in Eukaryota, Metazoa, Chordata, Mammalia, Artiodactyla, Delphinidae. Gene Ontology annotation, molecular function: RNA binding; translation initiation factor activity; protein binding. The transcript has 11 exons. Gene Ontology annotation, cellular component: cytoplasm; eukaryotic translation initiation factor 3 complex, eIF3m.
CCACUUCCGGGAACGAAGGGGCGGAGACCCGUAAUCCGGAAGUGGUGCCAAAGCCUCUUCCGGUUCUGCUCGCGUUGCGUUUUUCCUCGCGUCACCGCCGGCAUGAAGCCGAUCCUGCUGCAGGGCCAUGAGCGGUCCAUUACGCAGAUUAAGUACAACCGCGAGGGAGACCUUCUCUUCACGGUGGCCAAGGACCCGAUUGUCAAUGUAUGGUACUCUGUGAAUGGUGAGAGGCUGGGCACCUAUAUGGGCCAUACCGGAGCUGUGUGGUGUGUGGACGCUGACUGGGACACCAAGCAUGUCCUCACCGGCUCAGCUGACAACAGCUGUCGUCUCUGGGACUGUGAAACAGGGAAGCAGCUGGCCCUAGUCAAGACCAAUUCAGCAGUCCGGACCUGUGGCUUUGACUUCGGGGGCAACAUCAUCAUGUUCUCCACGGACAAGCAGAUGGGCUACCAGUGCUUCGUGAGCUUCUUCGACCUGCGGGAUCCGAGCCAGAUUGACAACAACGAGCCCUACAUGAAGAUCCCGUGCAACGACUCCAAGAUCACCAGUGCUGUUUGGGGACCCCUUGGCGAGUGCAUCAUUGCAGGCCAUGAGGGCGGAGAGCUCAACCAGUAUAGCGCCAAGUCUGGGGAGGUAUUGGUGACUAUUAAGGAGCACUCCCGGCAGAUCAAUGACAUCCAGUUAUCCAGGGACAUGACCAUGUUUGUCACUGCAUCCAAGGACAACACAGCCAAGCUCUUUGACUCCACAACCCUUGAACACCAGAAGACUUUCCGGACAGAACGUCCCGUCAACUCAGCUGCCCUCUCUCCCAACUAUGACCAUGUGGUGCUGGGCGGUGGUCAGGAAGCAAUGGAUGUAACCACCACUUCCACCCGGAUUGGCAAGUUCGAGGCCAGGUUCUUCCACUUGGCCUUUGAAGAAGAGUUUGGAAGAAUCAAGGGUCACUUUGGACCUAUCAACAGUGUUGCCUUCCAUCCUGAUGGCAAGAGCUACAGCAGCGGUGGAGAAGAUGGUUAUGUCCGCAUCCACUACUUCGACCCACAGUACUUUGAAUUUGAGUUUGAGGCUUAAGAAGCCGGAUCUCUGGGAAUUCCCUGGCCAUCCAGUGAUUAGGACUCCGAGCUUCCACUGCACACACACACCACAGCACACCACAGCACAGCACACCAACACACACACACACACACACACACCAACACACACACACACACACACACCAACACACACACACACACCAACACACACACACACACACCAACACACACACACACACACACACACACACACACACACACACACACACACACACACACACACACACACACACACACACACACACACACACACACACACACACACACACACACACACACACACACACACACACACACACACCCCGGAUCUCCAUAUGGGCCAGGUUCACAGAAGGCUUUGGACUCUGAGAAAUACAUUAGUUUGGAAAUAAA